AUGGCGGAGCCCGCAGGAGCGACGCCUCUCCUCCCUGGCCUCCCGGAUGAGAUCUCCGUCUGGGAGAUCCUCCUCCGCCUGCCCCCCAAAUGCAUCCUGCGCUGCCGCGCCGUCUGCCCGGCGUGGCGCCGCGUCACCUCCGCCCGCGGCUUCCUCCUCGCCCACCACGCCCGCCAGCCCGUCCUUCCACUCCUCUACGGCUACAACUUCGUCGGCGACGACAUCGAGUCCCUCAGCAUCGUCCCUUUCGACCACCGGGCAGGGGUCGCCACCGCCGACCAGCUCCAUGCCAUCGCUCGCCUUGCACACGACUCCUCCCGUCUAGAUGCCUGCUUCAUUCUCGUGGCAUGCUGCGACGGCCUCCUCGUCCUCUCCGCCCACCACCCGCUCAAGUUCUUCAUCUGCAACCCGGCAACUCGGCAGUUUGCACCCCUCCCGCAGCUUGAUGGCUUCAUCCUCCUGGGGAUGUACCCUCACCCCCCUACUGGCGAGUACCGACUACUGCUAUACCUGCUCCCCACGGAUCUGGCACCGGAAGCUCAGGAUGGCUCCUACGUCUUCACAUUGGGCUCCGGCCAGCCGCCGAGGCACAUAGCGUGCCCUGAGGCCAAGGAACUGAGACACUCCCCCGAAUCUAUCCUGUUUCGUGGUUGUCUGCAUUGGUGCAUAGGAAAUCUGAUGAUGGCAUUUGACACCAUCGCUGAGUCAUUCCGGCAGGUGCGCUCUCCGGUUGGUCCUGGCUACUCUCACCUGAUUGAGAUGGGUAACAUGCUUGGCAUCUCCAGUCUUAGUGACACAGCAACAAGUGUUGAUAUCUGGGUUAUGCCGGACUAUGAAGGCGAGGUCUGGACCUUCAAAUACCGGGUUGAGCUGCCGGUCGCAGAGAUCAAGGAGCAAUUUGGAAAGUCUGUUGAUUAUUGGUAUGUGGUGGCCAUGCCUUGGGAUGAUGAUGUGCUCCUACUGGUCAAAUUUGAUGACUGUCUGCUUCAGGUUGACAUUCAUGGCAAAUUGUUUGCCAGUUUCCAUCGCAGAGGCCUUGGUCCUACAAAUCUUCGGAUCAAGCAAACUCUUGUUCAACAUGCCUUCUUUCCGACACUAGAGGGUUAUGUUGUGAACUCUUCGCGUUUCGUCUGAUAGAGUCGGUUGUGGUUCUGAACAACCCAACUGCAAUAUGUAUGCCUUGGGUCCACUAUGAGCUGAUUAGUUUCAUUUUGAUGUAUGCAAAACUAUGAUCAAGAAGUCAUGACCCUUUCAUUUCAUGGUUUCAUGAAGUUUGUACUUGUGUGAAUAUCCUUUUGGGCUGGAGUGGCUGU
Molecule: messenger RNA, 1313 nt
Organism: Triticum dicoccoides
Lineage: Eukaryota; Viridiplantae; Streptophyta; Magnoliopsida; Poales; Poaceae
Product: F-box protein At5g49610-like
Exons: 1
Coding region: 1-1134 (377 amino acids)
Molecular function (GO): protein binding
Source: RefSeq, a predicted model, not a curated record